Messenger RNA from Coregonus clupeaformis (lake whitefish), 4111 nucleotides. RefSeq names its product sodium/calcium exchanger 1-like. The transcript is spliced from 11 exons. Gene Ontology annotation, molecular function: calcium:sodium antiporter activity. NCBI's taxonomy places the organism in Eukaryota, Metazoa, Chordata, Actinopteri, Salmoniformes, Salmonidae. Gene Ontology annotation, cellular component: postsynapse; axon; sarcolemma. The coding region runs from base 147 to 3068 and encodes 973 amino acids. The record is from RefSeq and is a predicted model, not a curated record. Gene Ontology annotation, biological process: sodium ion transmembrane transport; cell communication; calcium ion import across plasma membrane.
GGGCAUCCGCGGAACAAUGUCUGUUUCUGUUCAAUUUAGAGUGGUUAUCGCACGCCGUUAUUCCCGCUAGGCAGUGCAUCUUUUUCACAGCUCCACUGGGACUAACAGAGGUGAAAGGAAGAGUUGGAGAACACCUCGUCAGAAUCAUGGGACAAACUGGGACAUCAUCUUUCCUCUUCAGUACUCUUCAACUCACAGUGUUGUUGGCAGUUUUUUCAUCUGAAAUUAAAUUUGUUACAGCAGGGAAUUCAGACCCAAGCCUCGGAACAAACUCUUCCAUUGGCAACCAAACUAACAAGAAAUGUGAUUCAGUGGGGACUGAAUGCCAAGAGGGUGUCAUUCUGCCCAUAUGGUUACCAGAGAACCCAUCCUUUGGUGAUAAACUGGCAAGAGCCACAGUUUACUUUGUGGCCUUGUUUUACAUGUUCCUGGGGGUCUCUAUCAUUGCGGAUCGCUUCAUGGCAUCCAUCGAGGUAAUUACAUCACAAGAGAAGGAGAUCACCAUCAAGAAACCAAAUGGCGAAAAAGUGACAACCACCGUGCGUAUAUGGAACGAGACAGUGUCCAACCUGACCCUUAUGGCCCUGGGUUCCUCCGCCCCGGAAAUCCUACUGUCCGUCGUUGAGGUGUGCGGUCACAACUUUAACGCAGGUGAUCUGGGCCCGAACACCAUCGUUGGCAGUGCUGCCUUCAACAUGUUCGUUAUCAUUGGAUUCUGCGUUUCUGUCAUUCCCGAUGGAGAGCACCGGAAAGUCAAACAUUUGAGGGUAUUCUUUGUUACCGCCACCUGGAGUAUAUUUGCAUACACCUGGCUUUAUCUCAUCUUGGCUGUUAUCUCCCCCGGCAUCGUACAGGUGUGGGAGGGCCUUGUCACACUGUUCUUCUUCCCCUUGUGUGUGGGGAUGGCUUACGUCGCAGAUCGCAGACUUCUUGUCUAUAAGUACAUGUACAAGCGCUACCGCGCAGGGAAGCGAAGAGGGGUGAUCAUUGAGACGGAAGGGGAGGCGCAAUUUCCUUCAAAGAUGGACAUUGAAAUGGACGGGAAAAUGCUCAACUCAGAGGGCUUCAUGGACGGAGCGAUGGGUUUCGAUGAGAAGGACCUGGAUGAGGAGGAGGCCAGGAGGGAAAUGACCCGGAUCCUGAAGGAACUUAAGCAGAAGCAUCCAGAGAAGGAGACGGAGCAGCUGAUAGAACUGGCCAACUACCAGGUAUUAACACAGCAGCAAAAGAGUCGCGCCUUCUACCGAUGCCAGGCUACCAGGAUCAUGACGGGAGCAGGGAACGUUCUGAAGAAGCAUGCAGCAGACCAAGCCAGGAAAGCCAUUGGUGCGUACGAGAUCCGCUCCGAUGUUUCGGAGAAUGACUUUUCGUCAAAGAUCUUCUUUGACCCCGGUACAUACCAGUGCUUGGAGAAUUGCGGUACAGUGGCCUUGAAUGUCGUACGCCUUGGUGGGGACUUAACUAACACUGUUUCAGUGGAAUACCGUACCGAAGAUGGCACAGCCAAUGCUGGCUCGGACUACCAGUUCACUGAGGGCAUUGUGGUGUUCAAACCUGGUGAGACUGAGAAGGAGAUCCGGAUAGACAUCAUUGAUGAUGACAUCUUUGAGGAGGAUGAGCAUUUUCUGGUCCACCUUAGCAACGUGAAGGUCAUAUCGGAGGGCACUGGCUACGGACAACCAAGUGCUAAUCACGUGGACACUUUGGCGGGCCUUGGCCUACCCUGCUCAGCCACCGUGACUAUCUUUGACGAUGACCAUGCCGGGAUCUUCACUUUCGAAGAACCGGUAAUGACCGUGAGCGAGAGUAUCGGCAUGAUGGAAGUGAAGGUUCUUCGUACCUCAGGAGCACGGGGACUAGUGGUCGUACCCUACAAGACCAUGGAGGGUACAGCAAAAGGAGGGGGAGAAGACUUUGAAGAUACGCACGGAGUGCUGGAGUUCCAGAACGAUGAGAUCUUCAAAACUAUACAGAUCAAUAUAAUCGAUGACGAGGAGUAUGAGAAAAACAAGAACUUCUUCCUUGAGAUGGGAGAGCCUCAGCUGCUGGAGAUGAGUGAGAGGAAAGCUGUGUUGCUUCAAGAAGUUGGUGGAUUCGUGAAGACAGACAAAAGGCUUUAUGGCAGGGACGUCUACCGGAAAGUGCAGGGUAGGGAUAACCCUGUCCCCACCACCAUUAUCAGCAUUGCAGAGGAAGGGGACGAGGAGGCUCUCUCCAAGAAGGAGGAGGAGGAACGUCGCAUCGCUGAGAUGGGCCGGCCCACCUUGGGGGAGCACGUCAAACUGGAAGUGGUCAUCGAGGAGUCGUAUGAGUUCAAGAACACAGUGGAUAAGCUGAUUAAGAAGACCAACCUGGCUCUAUUGAUUGGAACCAAUAGCUGGAGGCAGCAGUUUAUGGAAGCUAUCACAGUCAGCUCUGGCGAUGAUGACGAGGACGAGUGCGGUGAGGAGAAGCUGCCCUCCUGCUUUGAUUACGUCAUGCACUUCCUCACCGUCUUCUGGAAGCUCCUGUUCGCCUUUGUGCCGCCCACCGACUACUGGAACGGCUGGGCCUGCUUCGUGGUCUCCAUCAGCAUGAUUGGCCUGCUCACCGCCUUCAUCGGAGACCUGGCCUCCCACUUUGGCUGUACUGUGGGCCUCAAGGACUCCGUGACCGCCGUGGUGUUUGUGGCACUUGGAACGUCUGUGCCAGACACGUUUGCCAGCAAGGUAGCUGCAAUCCAGGACCAGUACGCUGACGCCUCCAUCGGCAAUGUAACGGGCAGCAAUGCCGUCAAUGUCUUCUUGGGCAUCGGCGUGGCCUGGUCCAUCGCCGCUAUCUACCACAAUUCCAAGGGCAACGAUUUCCGGGUGGACCCGGGCACCCUGGCCUUCUCCGUCACCCUAUUCACCAUCUUCGCCUUUGUCGCCGUGGCCGUGCUCAUGUACCGCCGCCGACCCGAGAUUGGGGGUGAGCUGGGUGGGCCCCGGGGCCCCAAAAUCGCGACCACCUGUCUCUUCUUCAGCCUGUGGCUCAUGUACAUCGUCUUCUCCUCCCUGGAAGCUUAUUGCCACAUUAAGGGCUUCUAGCUUCUCGAAAAAGUAUCUUCUAGCUUCUCUAAAAAGAAAGCAAGAUUCAAAGACAAAUAUUUAAAAUAUAUUUGAAAGCUUUAGCUUCUAGAGUCUUCAAAAGCAUCUGAAAGGUCUUCGAAAGCUUUUUAGUCUUUGAAAGCUUCUAAAAUAUAUUUUCAUGCUUCUAAAAAAUAACCACGUUAUUGCUUUCAUCUAAGACCUCUGAACUAUGUACAAUUCCAUCCAAGGUUUUGGAGGCAUUGACGUGUCACAUCCAAGGUCUCCUAUGCCAUUGACUACUACGUCCCUUUAUCCUAAAUCUAAGAUCCAUGACACUGCAUGCCUUUCUGUCUCAUCCAAUGCUUAAGCCAUUUACUGCCACAUCCAAGACAUCUGAAGCAUCCACUACUACAACUAAGGUCUCUGAACCAACACCAGCAGGAUGAUGGCCCAAAAGAAUUCAGACGUGAAAACGGAGGCAUUAUGUGUUUUUUUAAAACUAUUAAUUUAGUGUUUGUCCGCUAGCUCCUUCAAUCCUGUUGUUGCAGCUUUAUUUUAAAUGGAAGCUCUCUGGUGACUUUCAUUGGAUCAAGACUCCUAAGGCUGUGUAUCCAAAAUGUAAUUUCAGAUUAAGCAAAAAACGUGUGCUUGUUUGGUUAUACAGAACUUCAAAGCUGGGCCUAAAAGUGCUGCUGGCUGGCGUGCACAAUUUCUGUUCAGUGCCAAAAAAAAUUAACUAGACAAAUAACUAAUAAUAUUCCUAUAACAUAGAAAUGUGAGUGGUUGUUUAAAUGCAAAGGGCGUAUGGAUGAUAAAUGCAUAGUUACUGAGGUAAAUACUUAAAUACCUCAUUUUAUGUCUACACAGUACUGUUGCAGUGAUGACUGUAUCUCCAAUAUUACAGAAACUAAAGAAACCUUUCCUUACAAGAAUGUCUUGAUAUAAAAUGUCACUAAUGCACAUGUUAUAUAUUAUAAUUUUCCCCCCACUAAACAUUUAUCAGCAACAAUACUAUUACACUAGACAAAUCAAUAAAUAAUUAAUUAGAGGUGAAAUAAGCA